AUGCUCGCCAAACCGUUAACCGCCAUCUGGACACUGUUCCUCCUCAUCUCCACCGCACAGGCACAAUUCCAAUUCUUCGAUCACAUGUUCGGCGGCGGCGGCGGUUCGCAAGGAGGGCAUACUCAAGAACAAGAAACUUCCAGCGAUAGCGCAUGGUACCAACGAACAUGGGAAGGAGACAGAGAGCAAAAGAUGGGCUCCAACGUAGCGCAAAAGCGCCUCUUCCACGAAUACAAAAACCUCUCCACCAACCCUCCGGAAGGCAUCACCGCCGGCCCCAUCACCGAAGAUGACAUGUUCCACUGGGAAGCUCUCAUUCAAGGACCCGAGGGCACGCCGUUUGAAGGGGGGGUAUUUGCUGCGGAACUCAAGUUUCCGAAGGAUUAUCCGUUGAGUCCGCCUACGAUGAAGUUUUUGGGUGGGGUUUGGCAUCCGAAUGUGUACCCCAAUGGAACAGUGUGUAUCUCGAUCCUUCACCCACCUGGUGACGACCCAAACCAUUACGAGCAUGCCUCGGAGCGAUGGUCACCAAUCCAAAGUGUCGAGAAGAUCCUCAUCUCGGUGAUGAGUAUGCUGGCCGAACCGAACGAUGAGAGUCCUGCGAACGUCGAGGCAGCAAAGAUGUGGCGUGAGCGAAGGAGUGAUUAUGAGAAACGCGUCAGAGAGGAAGUCAGAAAGACUUUGGGUCUUUAA
Molecule: messenger RNA, 693 nt
Organism: Talaromyces amestolkiae
Lineage: Eukaryota; Fungi; Ascomycota; Eurotiomycetes; Eurotiales; Trichocomaceae
Exons: 3
Coding region: 1-693 (230 amino acids)
Cellular component (GO): cytosol; endoplasmic reticulum
Source: RefSeq, a predicted model, not a curated record